CAUGUUUCCCCGCUGUCGAGUCCUCGCCAGCAGACGAUCCUCGCUGCCCCUACGCAGCCAAAUAAUCACUGAACGUCCGCGGCCGCGCGUGCCGGUGUAUAACGCAAGUACACGAUGGACCUCUGGAGGGGUACCCCAGAAGCUGGGGUCAGACCGCGUCCACUUCCCCGGCGCCGUGAAUAGCAAGUUCACCACGACGUUGAGCUUCGACCAACCAGAGUCCCGUCCCGCCAUGCCCACUUACCGCAUCCUCGACCAGGACGGCGAGGUCGUAGAUAAGGAGCGCGGGCCGCCCUCGGUCCCGGAUGAAGAGGUGCUGAAAUGGUACACCAAUAUGCUGACAGUCAGCAUCAUGGACCUCAUCAUGUUCGAAGCCCAGCGCCAGGGCCGCCUCUCCUUCUACAUGGUGUCCGCGGGCGAAGAAGGCAUCGCCGUGGGCAGUGCCGCAGCUCUCCACCCUGACGACGUCAUCUUCGCCCAAUACCGUGAAGCGGGCGUCUUCGCCCAGCGUGGCUUCACCCUCGACGACUUCAUGGCGCAGCUGUUUGCAAACCGGCACGACCCAGGCUUGGGACGCAACAUGCCGGUGCACUACGGCAGCGCCGCCCUGCACAUCCACACAAUCAGCUCACCACUAGCAACCCAAAUCCCACACGCAGCAGGUGCAGCCUACGCCCUCAAGCAGCAAGACCUGCACCGCCCAUCCGCCGACGCAGCAGGCGGAGCCGGUGAAUCCGCCGCCCGCCGCGUCGUGGCCUGCUACUUCGGCGAGGGUGCAGCCAGCGAAGGCGACUUCCACGCGGCGCUCAACAUAGCCGCGACGCGCGGGUGCCCCGUCGUCUUCGUAUGCCGUAACAACGGGUUCGCGAUCAGCACGCCAACACUAGAGCAGUACCGGGGGGACGGGAUCGCAAGCCGCGGGCUAGGCUACGGGAUCGAGACAGUGCGAGUAGACGGAAACGACGUAUUCGCAGUACACGAAGCCACGCUGGCCGCGCGAGCCAAGGCGCUGGAGAACGGCGGGCGCCCCAUCCUGCUCGAGGCCAUGAGCUACCGUGUCAGCCACCACAGCACGUCGGACGACAGCUUCGCGUACCGGGCGCGCGUCGAAGUCGAGGACUGGAAGCGGCGCGACAACCCCAUCACGCGGCUGCGCAAGUGGCUUGAGGCGCGCGGGCUCUGGGACGAGGAGCGCGAGACCGACGCCCGCGCCCGCAUCCGCAAGGACGUCUUGGCGGCGUUUGCGCGCGCCGAAAAGGAAAAACGCCCUCCGGUUAGGAAUCUCUGGGAGGGCGUGUAUGCCGAGGUGACGGAGGAGGCGGAGGCGCAGAUCGCUGAGAUGAAGCGCCUGUUGGAGAAGUAUGAGGCGGAGUAUGAUCUUAGUGAGUAUGAGGGCGGGAUUGCCGGGUUGGAUAGGAAGAAGGAGUGAGUUAGUGAGUGAGUUUGUGUGAGUGCGGAUGCAUGUGGAGGCGUUUGUUGGGGUGGGGAGUUGGGGCGGAGUUUCGUUUUGUAUAUAGCGGCAAUGGGAUUGGGUAUACACAAAAAGGGAUUCUGAGCGUGUGUGCAUGGUGACCCAUGCGAACUCGCUUUGCUGAACAUGACAUAUCUGAGGAUUUAGCUC
Aplosporella prunicola CBS 121167 is the source of this 1621-nucleotide messenger RNA. RefSeq lists its product as uncharacterized. Gene Ontology annotation, biological process: branched-chain amino acid catabolic process. The annotation marks the transcript as partial. The record is from RefSeq and is a predicted model, not a curated record. Gene Ontology annotation, molecular function: oxidoreductase activity, acting on the aldehyde or oxo group of donors, disulfide as acceptor. Lineage: Eukaryota; Fungi; Ascomycota; Dothideomycetes; Botryosphaeriales; Aplosporellaceae. The transcript has 2 exons.